CCUCCCAGUCCCUCCCAGUCCCCCCCAAAUCCCCUCCCAGUCCCUCCCAGUCCCUCCCAGUCCCCCCCAAAUCCCCUCCCAGUCCCUCCCAGUGCUCCCAGUUUGCCGUUCCAGGUCGGGGAGAUUUUCUCGGCCGCCGGCGCCGCCUUCACGCGCCUGGGGGAGCUGACGAUGCAGCUGCACCCCGGGACCGACAGCUCCCCCCGCGGGGCCCGCUGGACGGAGCCGGAGCUGGCGCUGCUCCGCGGGGCCGUGUCGCGAUUCGGGGAGGACCUGAACCGCCUCAGCGCCCUCAUCAAGGACCGCACGGUGGCGCAGCUGAAGGCGGCGGCCAAGCGCAAAGCCUACGAGGACAGCGGGGUCCCCCUGCCCCCCCCCCGCCGCGCCGACUCCCCCAAAAAGGGACCCCGAAAAAACCCCCCCCGGAUCUGGGGGGGGGCCCCCCCACGACCCCCCCGGGCCCCCCGGGAAGAAGCUGAAGGUGGCAGCCCCCCUCGAGUGACUCCGACCCCCCCGGGGGACCUCGUGGACGUCGAAGGAUUUGGGGACCCCCCCCCAAAGAAGCUGAACUUUGACCAGGCAGCCUGAAGUCGGAGCCCCCCCCCCAGGACCCCCCAAAACUCCUUAGGGGGGGGUCCCCCCAAACCCUCUGGACCCCCCCCCCAAAAACCCAAAUUUCUCCCUGAACCCCCAAACUUGGGGGGACCCCAAAAUCCCCCCAAUUUUGGGGUCCCCCCCUCAAUUUUUGGGGGACUCCUCCCAGUUUUGUGAUCCCCAAAUUUGGGGGGACCCCCUCCCUUGUUGCCCCCAAUAAAAUUUUGGGGUCUCCCCCCCCCCUUUG
Messenger RNA from Vidua macroura (Pin-tailed whydah), 841 nucleotides. Its product is annotated as chromatin complexes subunit BAP18-like. The record is from RefSeq and is a predicted model, not a curated record. Gene Ontology annotation, cellular component: NURF complex; MLL1 complex. Lineage: Eukaryota; Metazoa; Chordata; Aves; Passeriformes; Viduidae.